Molecule: messenger RNA, 1368 nt
Organism: Bipolaris zeicola 26-R-13
Lineage: Eukaryota; Fungi; Ascomycota; Dothideomycetes; Pleosporales; Pleosporaceae
Exons: 1
Coding region: 1-1368 (455 amino acids)
Source: RefSeq, a predicted model, not a curated record
AUGCCGGGCUGUGCAUGGAAGGAGACCCGCCCAGGGCGCUGGGAGCGCCCCCAAAGUUACCUCGAGAAGAUGAACAUACUUACCCGCAAUGUUCCUAAUGCUAUUGGCCGCGAUAACUGGGCCAAAAACGCUGUUGCUAAACUCAAAUUCCACCCCGAUAUCAAGGAUCCCGCUGCCUAUCUUAAAACCGCAUGGAAACAGGUCCGCUACAACCAUCCCGAAAUUGCCGCUUUCCCAUACAACGGCAACUAUGUCUACCGUGUCGGCGACGCCGAGUCCAUCACCUUGUGGGUGUCGGCCACUUUCUCCGUUGCCGAGGGUAAAACAGUGGAUGAACUGUUGGGGCGUAUCCCAAGGAACGAACAGAUGAUGUGCUACUUCCUUCCCGAUACAUCCGAAGUCAUGAUCUGGUCACCACACUACCGCGUCGACGCCCGGGGGGCAAUCUUCUGCCUCAAUCAUCUCGUUGAAUCACUCGCCAACAUGAAUCCAGACUUGGUGUUUGGCGGAUGUGCCAAGAACUUGACUCCCAGCAUGGAGGACACUCUUCACAUCAGUCACGAGAUAACACCCGCCAUUGAAGCUCAGGCAGAGAGCCGGCUCGCUGCUCUUGAGCCACACAAGCCAGCCCUGGAGCUGAAACCAAAGGUCAAAGCUCAGAGGCCGGGAUACACACAAAGACACUUUGUCAAACUCUCCAAGAGCGACACAAAACUUGUCAUGGAUUGCUGUGACAAUGCAGCGCUCGCCUUGGAUGUGGCACUGCAUGCGGCUCUGGUGAACGCGGUAGUAAAACUGGCACCAACUGAAGAAGCGCGGAGCUUCAUGGCUUCAUUCCACUACAAUCUCCGUGUCCUUAUUCCCGAGGGUGAGGCUCCAGAGAACUCGCCAACAAGCUACACGAGCGUGCUUACAACCGAGGUGGUUGUCUCACCGUGGACCGACUUCGACUCGUAUUACGCUCAACUCGCACCAGUCUAUGCCACUGGCUACGCACCGUACUUGGGCUCAUCUCCUUACUUCCACAAGCUUCUUGAACAGAGGUUGACCGACUCAAAUCUCGGAAGCAACGGAGAGACGGACGGGCAGUUGCAGCCGAGGUUUGCUUUCUUGGGAGCCAUUGACGACAAGCUAUCCAGCAACAUUGGUGACGGCCUUGUUCAGGUAGAGGACUUUUGGCUCGGUGCCGAGACGUUAACCCUACGAAUGAUGGUGCACACCUGGAUAUGGCAAGGUCAACUUGUGCUUAGCGUAUGCUACAACCAGAAUUACUGGGAUAAGGAUAUUGCCGAGAGCCUACUCCGGGGAAUGCAGGAGACGCUGAUAGACGUUGCGCUCAGGAAAGGUGUUGGUAAAGUUGGCCUGUAG